AUGGAAUUCCUUAAAUCGGAAAACCCGCCAUGCCAUGUGAACAGCAGAAAGAAAGGCUAUAUACAAGUCAUGAAAGAUCUGUGGGACAAGAAAAGAUACGAACAUCUUGGAUUGAAGAGCCAAAACCUGCGAGAUCACGCCGCUAGGCUUGAGAAAAUUAACGCUGCAGCUGAUCGACUCGUGGUAUCGGUAGGGUAAGCGGCGGAGCGGUUAUCGAUGACGAAAGAGAGCAGACAUUAGAUGAAAACUGGAGAAGGCACAACACGAUUUCACAACAUGAAUUUAACAAUUUUGAAAAUCAAAACACCAUUUGUCAAAAUGCAAAUUUGGAGGUAAACAGCAAUCUGGAUUUGCAUACAGACAAUGAUAUUGUCCAAAACAGUCACGAACGGCACGAAACCGAAGCUGUAGAGGGCUUUGAAGUGACCAAUGACUGUCCUGUUGAAACACACGCCGGCAUACAUGAAGCAGGACGUCUACCCGACUAUGUUGCUGUUGAUAUACGAUCGAUUACCAUCUGGGGACGCAGAGCGCUGUAAGUAAGCUCUCGAUUGCUCGGGGUAUUUGGCGAAAUGAUACCCUCAGCUCCAGGUCUAUAAAUGAUAAGUAUUGCACAUUUUGAGAAGAAAGCACCAUAUUGACAGGAUGUGUAGAUUUUGACACAAGUAUGAAUAUCAGAUGUGAAGGCCUCCGUGAAAUUAACGUUAAUGGCCAAAGCCGUCAAUAUGGCGCUUUCUUCACUAACUGCACAAUUGUUGCGAAAUUGUGCGCUUAUCCGCCACACUGGUAACUUGGAAGAUUCCGAUAAUACUAUUUUUAGUAUACAUUUUUAAUCGGAAUCAUACGUUUGACGCACAUAGCUUCUCAAGUGGCUAAAAAAAUUUCAGAUGAAUAUUUUUUCUUGAUGUUAUAAUUCGCUUCUUUACCACACCUACUCAUUAUAAGUUGAACUAUGUGACAAUGACGUCCACAGUAAAUUUUCUAUUAAAGUUUGCGUAUAGGAUCAUAUCUAUAUGACAAGUUAUACCCCCGGCAUGUUAUACCAGACAUAUCACUCAAACAAUUGAUUUUGGCCCCAUGCAAGUGCAGUUUAUUCGUCAUUAAACAUUGAUUAUGUGCAUUUCGCCUUUAGCGCUGACGUGAAUGGCUUAACCGCUGAUCACAUUCGAAGACUGCCGAACUCGCCCACACAAAAUGGAACCGAUUCCAUUCUAUCAUUCUACGCAGUUUUACCAAGUAGUAAUGGUUCAUUACCUAGCAGUGUCUUAGCAACCAUAUUUACGUCACAACAAGACAACAUUCUCUCCGUGAACAGCGAACUUGAAGAUCCAGGCGAAAGCAUAUCAAGUAGUGAAACUCCAGCUCUCACCCCUACCCAAACCUAA
Paramuricea clavata is the source of this 1385-nucleotide messenger RNA. NCBI's taxonomy places the organism in Eukaryota, Metazoa, Cnidaria, Anthozoa, Malacalcyonacea, Plexauridae. The record is from the annotation of a GenBank genome assembly.